Aspergillus eucalypticola CBS 122712 is the source of this 409-nucleotide messenger RNA. RefSeq lists its product as uncharacterized. The transcript is spliced from 2 exons. The annotation marks the transcript as partial. NCBI's taxonomy places the organism in Eukaryota, Fungi, Ascomycota, Eurotiomycetes, Eurotiales, Aspergillaceae. The record is from RefSeq and is a predicted model, not a curated record.
AUCUGUUGGGAACCCUCGUGUCACCAGUAGUGCAUCUAGAACUUCUAGGACCAGCUUAAUCUCACCACUAAGCUUGAAUCUUCCCUGUCAACUCGGACAACCGGGCAACGUGCGUGCACUCCCUGCGGUCAAUUCCCCUCCCCACUUGCCCACGCACAAAUCCCGUACCGGCAUCCCAUCCCAUUCACCCGCGCAUUAACAUCUGUCGAUGGCUGGAUCAGGAAAGAGAGCCAUGCCUGAUAGGAAAUCCGUUCAGCCUGCUAAGAAGAGAAAGGGAGGUGGCCAAUGGCAGAAACACCAACAAGGCAACAAGUCGGGUAUUGAGGGAGGCGACUGGGGAGUUUUCGUGUCGUGCGACUUGGGAAAGGAAGGAAAGUGUAUGGCAGAGGUAGUGGAUGUUUUCUCGCAG